AUGCGUAGUGAUGCAGAUGUGACGUACGGUGAUGUAGAUGUGAUGUACAGUGAUUUAGAUGUGAUGUACAGUGAUGUAGAUGUGAUGUACAGUGAUGUAGAUGCGAUGCACAGUGAUGUAGAUGUGAUGUACAGUGAUGUAGAUGCGAUGCACAGUGAUAUAGCUGCGAUGCGUAGUGAUGUAGAUGCGAUGCACAGUGAUGUAGCUGCGAUGCGUAGUGAUGUAGAUGUGAUGUACAGUGAUGUAGAUGUGAUGUACAGUGAUGUAGAUGCGAUGCACAGUGAUGUAGAUGCGAUGCGUAGUGAUGUAGAUGUGAUUGAUGUAGAUGUGAUGUACAGUGAUGUAGAUGCGAUGCACAGUGAUGUAGCUGCGAUGCGUAGUGAUGCAGAUGUGACGUACGGUGAUGUAGAUGUGAUGUACAGUGAUUUAGAUGUGAUGUACAGUGAUGUAGAUGUGAUGUACAGUGAUGUAGAUGCGAUGCACAGUGAUGUAGAUGUGAUGUACAGUGAUGUAGAUGCGAUGCACAGUGAUGUAGCUGCGAUGCGUAGUGAUGUAGAUGCGAUGCACAGUGAUGUAGCUGCGAUGCGUAGUGAUGUAGAUGUGAUGUACAGUGAUGUAGAUGUGAUGUACAGUGAUGUAGAUGCGAUGCACAGUGAUGUAGCUGCGAUGCGUAGUGAUGUAGAUGCGAUGCACAGUGAUGUAGCUGCGAUGCGUAGUGAUGUAGAUGUGAUGUACAGUGAUGUAGAUGUGAUGUACAGUGAUGUAGAUGCGAUGCACAGUGAUGUAGAUGCGAUGCAUAGUGAUGUAGCUGCGAUGCGUAGUGAUGUAGAUGUGAUGUACAGUGAUGUAGAUGUGAUGUACAGUGAUGUAGAUGUGAUGUGCAGUGAUGUAGAUGCGAUGCACAGUGAUGUAGAUGCGAUGCACAAUGAUGUAGCUGCGAUGCGUAGUGAUGUAGAUGCGGUGCACAGUGAUGUAGCUGCGGUGCGUAGCGAUGUAGAUGUGAUGUACAGUGAUGUAGAUGUGAUGUACAGUGAUGUAGAUGCGAUGCACAGUGAUGUAGCUGCGAUGCGUAGUGAUGCAGAUGUGACGUACAAUGAUGUAAAUAUGGUGCACAGUGGUGUAGCUGCGAUGUAUGCAGAUGUGACGUACAAUGAUGUGCGUUUUAUAGAGUAG
This is a messenger RNA of Liolophura sinensis, 1173 nucleotides long. RefSeq lists its product as uncharacterized. The coding region runs from base 1 to 1173 and encodes 390 amino acids. The transcript has 3 exons. The record is from RefSeq and is a predicted model, not a curated record. Lineage: Eukaryota; Metazoa; Mollusca; Polyplacophora; Chitonida; Chitonidae.